AUGCUAACGGUCAAAUUGUAUGGCCAGCCAAUAUUGGGAAGUCCUAUCAUGGUUUACGCCACGCCUCCUGUUAGGAGAAGCAAUUCUAAAUACGGGAAAUCGCUUAUCUCACAAAAUUCGUUCAUUCAAUCCUCCUAUUACCCUACGUUUGAGUCCAACACUGCUAUCAACAAGUAUGACUGCGACAGGAGAUACAGGAGUCAUAGCAAGACGAAUUUGCAAUCCAUCUCGGAUUUCCGAAUCUCCAAAUACAUGACGGAUGAUGCCGCGAUUAUGGACGAAUUUAAUGGUGGGCGAGAUAAUAAAAGUAUAAGCUCCUUGAGCAGUUUCUCCAACACCAACCAGCACAACGUUUUCCAAAAUGGGUAUCAUAAUGGAAAUAAUGGAAAUCACAAUGGAAAUCACAAUGGAAACCAAAAUGCGAAUCUUCUCGGGAAUCAAUAUCAACAUCAAAACAGCUCCUAUCCUUACAAUAAUCAAUCCUCUUCAUCUCAUUUUGCCAAUGAAACUGGUAAUAACGGAGGAUUUAAUUCACUAAUCAAUAGCGAAUGGCCUGCUAAUUUUAGGUGCGCGUUUGAUAAAGGCAGCUAUAAACAACCGCAAAAACAAGUCAUAAGGUAUUCAAAAGAAUUUUUGUUAUCUUGCGCUAAAUCGCCGCUUGCCCGAACCAUUACUGCCGAUUUAAAACGGAACAGAUACAUUCUCAAGGAUGCUUACAAGACCCUUCCCGAUCCCUUUUAUAUGCCAGCUAAUCAACUGCCACCUAGUACAAUCAAGGAUGAGCAUCUGAUCAGUAAUAGGAGAAUGGACUGCGGGGAUUCAAAAGAAGAUAUCAUAGGCGGCAUAAAGAACAAAAUUCUUAUAGCCGAUAAUGAAAAAGUGCCCAUAAGCUUGUUAGGAGGGGGUAAUGGUAAAGCGUUUAAGAUCAAAAACGAAAACAUGUUUGGAUCCGAAACCGACAAAGCCCCACUUAGGAAUACUAAGAUGAAGCGAUCUGCUUCUGAAAUAACCCUUAACAGCCAAAAGAAUAAUACUAAGACUCCAGAUGAAGAGAACGUCAUAUCCGGUGAUAGACUUAAAGCCAUGAUAGCUUGUCAGAAUGCCCCAUCUGACUUACCUGAAAUGAUUAAAUUGCCUAAUGAUGGAUUUCAGGGGUUCUAA
Molecule: messenger RNA, 1161 nt
Organism: Gordionus sp. m RMFG-2023
Lineage: Eukaryota; Metazoa; Nematomorpha; Gordioida; Chordodea; Parachordodidae
Exons: 6
Coding region: 1-1161 (386 amino acids)
Source: RefSeq, a predicted model, not a curated record